This is a messenger RNA of Talpa occidentalis (Iberian mole), 8045 nucleotides long. RefSeq names its product chromosome unknown C3orf38 homolog (gene CUNH3orf38). Bases 337 to 1383 code for a protein of 348 amino acids. The transcript is spliced from 3 exons. The record is from RefSeq and is a predicted model, not a curated record. Lineage: Eukaryota; Metazoa; Chordata; Mammalia; Eulipotyphla; Talpidae.
GAAGGGAUUCCUAAGGAGCUCAGGGCUUCGCUUACCGCCACCAGAUCGCUUGCGGAAAGCCGAUGUUUUCCACAUAAACGCGGUGCUUCCCUAAAGGGAGAUCCGUGGGAUUCCGCCGCGUCCCGACUAGCUCGGAACGACAAGUCGGAGCCCCGCGUUUCCACAAGUUACCUCUUCGGCGACCACUUCCGCUCGGGGGGUCUGGAAUACCCGAGGCCCUUUGGCGGCGCACUUCGGGAAAGGCACUUCCGGUGUCUGUUGCCUAGGCGCCAGCCCUGUGGGCCUGAAGGGGCGACGGUAGUGGCUUUGCCCUGACCCCCGUUCCUGGGGGUCGAGAUGUCGGGGCUCAGCGUCACAGAAAAGAAGGGCUGUCAAAACCUGCUAAGCCUACUGGACAACGACGAGAUCAAGGCCCUGUGCGACACCGUCACCAACCGCCUGGUGCAGCCUGAGGACCGCGAAGAUGCCAUUCAUGCAAUAGUAGCAUAUAGUCAAAGUGCAGAAGAACUUUUGAAGCGCAGAAAAGUCCACCGAGAAGUCAUAUUUAAGUACUUGGCCACACAGGGGCUAAUUAUACCUCCGGCUACUGAAAAACACAAUCUUAUUCAACAUGCAAAAGAUUACUGGAAAAAGCAAUUGCCACUGAAAUUGAAGGAAACACCAGAGCCAGUGCAGACAAAGGACAUUAGAUUCUUUCAACAGGAGGAAAAAGAAGAUAAGAAAGCUGAAAAAGUUGAUUUUCGUCGAUUAGGAGAAGAAUUCUGUCAUUGGUUCUUUGAACUUCUUAAUUCUCAGAAUCCUUUUCUGGGACCACCUCAAGAUGAAUGGGGGCCACAGCACUUCUGGCAUGAUGUCAAGCUUAAGUUUUAUUACAACACAUCUGAAGAGAAUACGAUUGACUACCAUGGAGCAGAAAUGGUGAGCCUUCGGCUGUUGUCAUUAGUGAAAGAAGAAUACCUUUUUCUCAGUCCAAACCUAGAUGCCUGUGGACUAAAGUGUGCUUCUUCCCCCCAUGGUCUAGUUAUGGUUGGAGUUGCUGGUACUGUUCACCGAGGAAACACUUGUUUGGGCGUUUUUGAACAAAUUUUUGGACUCAUCCGCUGCCCUUUUUUGGCGAAUACCUGGAAAAUCAAAUUUAUCAACCUGAGGAUUAUUGGAGAGAGGUCCCUUGCUCCUGGAACAUUAACAAAACCAGCUAUUCCAUUUGAACCCUGUGAAGUGGAGUCCUUUUAUAAUGUAGUCACUGUAUGUGGAACCGUGGAAAUACGACUUAAUGUAAGGCAGGCCUUGAAUAGUGGAAAUGGAGACCAGCCUUUAUGUGGUGGAAAUGAGGCCUUUUUGAACAAAAAGGAACUGAACUUACCUGAUCCUUUAAAGCGAUGAGCACUGUUUGUCAGUCUAAAAAAAUCUAUACACAAACUCUUCCAAAUACUACAUCAGUAAUACCUAAGUGAUUUCAGAUGUGAGGAUUGAUAUAUUUUAGUUGAAAUCUUUCUUGACUACAGACUUACAUGAGAAUACUUGCUUAUUUCUACCUACGUUACAGCAGGUGUUCUAAAUGCUUACUGCAGUUCAUCAAACAAAUUCCACUUUAGAUGUUAUAAUUAAUGGUGUGCCUUAGAAACCAGGUAAUAAUUUGGUGAAUAUUCUGCCAAAAUCUGUAUUUCUCACAUGGGAAAGGAUGACUAGUUUUGAGGGCAUUUCCUUUUUUAAGUAUUUACUUUAAAUCUAGAUAAUUGUAUGAAUGCAUCUUAUGACAGUAUUGUUCAAAAAUUACAUAGUAUACAUGUUUAAUGUAAAACUCAAAUUACCCAACAUAGGACAUCAUUCAACUUGAAUGACAUUCUUACGCAAAAGCAGGUGGAGAAAAAUUUACUUUGCCUUUUCUUAAUAUCUCAGAAAUAAUUUUAAAGCUGCCUACUGUAGUCCAAGAGAAAUAUGUUAUAAUCUGCAACAUUUUCUUAACUACUUUGGGCAGUGAUAAAUAUUGUUCUCAAAACAGACCUUAUUCCUAUCUAAGGCUUCAGCGAACAGCUUUAUAGAGCUGUUUUUUGUAACAUAAAGGAAACUUGCUGUUCAGUUUUUUUAAGUGUGACUAGUUCCUCACUUUGAAGUGAAUUACUCUUUUACUUCUUGAUUGAUCUUGGAAGAGGUGACCAGAAUGUGGGCAUGUGUAGAUACACAUAUAUAUCAUCAUAGUCCCACAUCAUAAAUAAAAUGGUUAGAAUUUUGCACCUCUAAUUUGUCUUAAUUGGUUUGAGUUAACAAGGUUAAGUUGCCAGGUUAAUUACAUAGCUGCUUUAAAUUUCUCAUCACCCAGCAACAAAUUGCCAAGCCUGAUUCAAUUAGUAAUUUUAAAGUACAAAAAAUGCCAUUUGGAAAAAAAUUCAACCAGAAAAUGUUGUGAUGAUAUAUCGUACAUGGUAAUUUUUUACCUUUAACUCUGCUCAUGAUCAUUCAGGGUUAAUGAUACAAAUUUUGGAAACAGGAGGGAAGAACUCAUCUUUUUUGUUUUUUUAAUACUAUGCCUCUUAUGAGGAGUACAAAUUGAUAUGUCCUAAAAUAAGAACUUAAUAAAGGAAGGAAAUACCUUUUGUCUACUCUAAAAACAGUGUAUUAUUUAGAUUUAAAGCCAAGUUACCUUUUCCUUUGAGUUACGAAAUUUCAUUAUAACAUAUAUAAAUACCUUAGAGUAUGAAAUUAAAAACACUUCCCAUCUAUUUUUGUUGUGCUAUUGAUGUCAAGUGCUGCAGAAAUAUUACUGCAGAUUCCCAGGAUACAUAGGGAUUUCCUCUGGCUAUCUUCAGUAUUGAAUUUUUUAUUUUGUGUAAUGCUCAAGAUGGCAAAUCUGUGUGUUCUUUCAGUCAUCCUUAAAAAUUGAAAUUUUCCUGAUAUCUAUUGAGGAUUGGAACUGUGUUGUAUUUUGAAUCCCCACAGCUGGACACACAGUAGGACCUAAUUUAAGGGAACAGGUGAAGGAAUGACCAGGAAAGUAUAAAAGAUUUUGUCUUUAGUUCUCAUCAGUGAUUGUUUUGAUCAUAUUGUCUGUUUGCAUUUCAUGUGUGAGUACACAGAACCUUUCAGGUCCCAAACUAAACCAGAUUUGGGGAAAAUAUUUUCAUUUAAAAUUAGCUGAAUUUUAAAAGCCAAGGUCAGGGUGGGAUAUCCUGGAGGGCACUAAGACUACCAAGAAGCCGUUACAAGGGAAGUAUAGGAAGAAACACUGUUCUGAGAAAGAAAAUACUGGAGAAAUUGAAAUUUGUAUAUGAAGUUUAAAGUGUGAUUAAGCCUUUGAGGUCAAAAAGCAUAAUGCAAUUAAACUUUUAACUACCACCCAUUAUUCUAUUUAUAUUAUGGAAUGGCAGACUCCAGUUUUAAGACUUUGCUGCUUCCUUACAUUUAGUUGGUAUUUGGAAAACCUGUGGGGUCAAGUAGUAAAGAAUACAGCAUUCUGUACACAUAAUUCAUAGUAAUUGGGUGUUCAAACCCGAGUGGUAUCUGGAUUUUACUUACUGUAGGCAGUUGCCUUUUUCUAAUAGGGUAUAAGUCACAAAAUUAUUUAGAAUGCCAAUAAAAAGCAUUUCAUGUCUCAUAUUAACAAAAUAUUUAAUAAUAAUAAUUUUAAAAAGGCCAUCCAAUUUAUUAAAUCAAUUUGGAAAUGGCAAACACAGGUCAGGAAACUUCCUGGAUUUUAAGAAAGAUAAAAUGUUAUGCUAAGGAAGACUACCUAGUUCCAAGAGGAAAUUAUAACACCAGGAAAAUAUUUAAAGAACAGUUGUUUAAAGAAAAGUGAGAUAAUGGCUCUUAUGGCUAAGUAGAUCAUAAAAGUGAAAAUCACGCCUUGAAACUUUCUUGGCAUCUGUUUUUACUAAUUUAAAAGCUCUUCACUGUUCCUUAAUUUGAUUUUUUUUUUUUAAAGAUUUAUUUUAUCUAUGCAUACAAGAACUGGGGUACAGGCCAGUGAUGUGGGGGGUGAGAGCAUUCACUAGAGAGAGUGGGGAGCAGAACAGGCAGAUCCACUGAAAUACACUGCUGAGGGGAGCAGUGGGCAAGACGGGGGAGGUCUGCUCCAUGUGGGUUGCUCCCUAGCUGAUCGGGGAUGGAACCCGUGCUGCAGGGGCUGCCACAGGGGCUGCUGCAGGGGCUGCUGCAGGGGCUGCCAAUUUCUUGAUAGCGCUGUCUUUAACCCCUGUGCCACCAGGGAAGCCCUGAUUAUUGAAUUUUGAAAAAAGAAUUAUUUGUCCCUAGAAAAAAUGUUUGGAUGUAGUAUUAUAAUUGUUGCACUUCCCUAGAUCACACCUGCGAAUCCUAUAGAUAUCCUUAUUUCAUGUUAAAGUCCUGCCAGAAUAGUUAUGUUACCCCCAGACUACUCUUGUUACUACAUUCAAAAAUAAUUUUUAGAAAAAUUUGUCCCCUUGUACCUAAAGUAGAGGACUAAAUCUUUCUUAUGAACGAAAGUAUUUGUGUAUAAUAGUUGUUAACUUGUGAAUUUUGUUUUUCAAAAGAUGACAGAUCAAGACUAUUGAGAUAUUGUCAUUUAAAACAAAUAUUCAGAAUUCAUUUUAUUUUGGCAAGAUAAAUUUAAUGAACAAUGAACAUGCUUUGGAGAAAUUGAAACUCUGAAAAAAUAUUUUAAAUGAUGUUCUCUAGACCUUUACAAAAACUCUACCCUAUGAAAAUAUUUAUUUAGGAGUAAUUGUAUAUUGCUAACUCUGAGUUUAGAAUUUUAAAAAUACAAACAUUUCCUCUAAAUAGCCUACGUAUGUCAAUCUUCCUCUUCCCACUACUCUCACCUCCCACCCUCUGUACCCUAUUUAUUACCUUUGUCUAUAGCCACUUUGAAUGCAGAUAGAACAGCAGCACUUCUAAGAAACAAGGCUUUAGGGAUCUGUAUUCUCUUCAAUUUAUUUGCCAUGUAUUUAGUGAGCACCUGCAAUUUAUAAGUCACUGAAUUAAGCAUUAGAUAAAAAUAAUACAUCAAUAGGUUAUUUAACUAAAUUUAUGUUGAAGUCAAAUCUCAAUCUGGGUUUAGAGUUUUAAAGAAAUUAUAUCAGAACUGUAUCAAUGUGCUAAAUCCAUUUACCUUUAUUUUACUUUAAAUGUUUCCUAUAGUCUUUCAGUAAAGCAUUCAUAUUAAAAUUGAGUGUGGAUAUUUACUGUUAUAAUGUUCUUCAAAAUAUUAAACCAGAAACGUCAGAGUUGGUUGUAUUACACAUAAAAUGUUAAGAGAAUCACCGGCUUAGAAUUCGGUACUUUUAAUUUUCUGUUUCCAGUACUGCCACAUUUCGUUGUUUUUUUGCAGUGAGCCAUUUAGUGACUAUUCUUUGGUUUUCAUCUUUGUUUUGGAUAUCUGAAAUCUCAAGUAUGAAAUUAGUUACAUUUGAAUUAUUGAGUGUAAGGAUUGAAGGAAUGCCCUGUUGCCUACUACCAACUGUGUGUUACAUGUCUGACUUAAUAUUUUUCUGAGCAAAAAGUAGAAUCUAUAACUGCUUAGAAAAGCCUUUUUCCUGAAUCAUUUAGUUUCAUAAAUUUUUAUUAAUCAUUUCAUCUCUACUAAUUAUACCUGCUCAGUUACUCAUUUAGUAAUUUAAUACCACUUGGAAAAAAUAUAUAGUGUUCAGGUUUAACAGUAUUACUUAUGAAAAAGAAUAAAGAUUUGGGUAAUAUAUAAAUAUAUGUAAUAACUUAUAUCAAAUUAUUUCACUGGGUCACCUUAAUCUGUAUUCCUUUCCUGAUCAUAGAUACCAAUGUGCUUUCAACUUCAGAAAUAGUCUUAGUUUUAAAACAUUCAGUUUCUGCUACAUUAGGAUGUAGUAUAUCUGUAGUAUCAUACUCAGUUUCACCUGCUACUGUAAUGAGACCUUUUUUACCUAACUUUUGUCUUUUUUUAUUAUUUAAUAUUUCUCACAUUUGUGAGAAAUUAGAGUUUUCUUAAAAUACAACUUUGAUCAUACUGUCCAUGCUCAGAAUUUUCAGUGUGGUGCAUUGCUUCCCAAAUAAAGUCCAGAUUUCAUAAUCACUUCAUCACCACUUGGAUGAUGACUACAGGUGUUUUUUGCAUUAUUUGACCUAGCCGACAUCUGUUAAGUAGUAUUUAUCCUGUGCUUAAUCAGCCCCCUGCUUUUUAUCAGCAGUUACUCAAAAUUGAAGAGUUCAUUUUUUGUUGUUGCAGACAGCCUGGUGCUAUAGAAAAAAAAUAACCUACAGUUGAAAUGGAAUAACGAAAUUAUUUUUUUUCUCUUUAGUAUUUUUUUAGUAUUUUUCUCUUUAGUAUUUUUUUCUCUUUAGGAAUUUUGUGUAUGUAACCUGUCUAGGAUAGUCUUUUCCCAACCCUUUGCCUGGCUCCUUCAUUUUCAUCUUUGAAGAUUUGACUUAAAUGUUUUCUCCUUUCUAGUGGACCCUCUUGUAUUUGUCAGAGCACACUGUUUCAGUCUGAGCACCUUAGUUAUUAUUAAUUUAUUAGUCUUCCCCAAUAGAUUUAAGCUGAGCGCAGGGACUAUAACUUUCACUUUCAUCACUUUCACUUUCCAUCGCUAUACAUAGACUUGGUGGGUAUUUGGUAGAUUGCUGUUUACUAAAGAUAGAAGCAAGGCAACAAAUGGUAACGUUUAUUAAGAGCCUCAUGUAAUGCCUAUCUACUAAAGACAAUGUCUAGCAUACAUAUUGUUUAAUGAAUAAAGCCAAAUUAAUCUUCCUGAAUAAUGUUAUAUGAGCUCUAUCUAAUACUCUGGUAGAUGGAAUUACUAAAGUUUUAUGCUUUUGUAAAAGGUAAAAAAACUGAGCCCCCAAUGUUAGGUAACUGCUUGAAGUUCACCCAGUUUUGUUGUGGGUUUUUUUCCUCUGACUUUUGGGCUUUAUUUUUCAUUUUUAACUGAAUUUAAAGCUUACUUUUUUUUUUUUCUUGCACCUUAUUUCCAUUCUGAUUAUUGCUGCUAUCUUAUUUUGGAAGAAUGUAAACUCUAAUCCUAUUCUAAUGAAAUUCACAUGAAAAAAUGACUACUUAAGAGAUUUCUAAAGUACUCCAUUUCUGAAGUUAAUGAUUUUGUGAUUAUUUGCAGCCUCAGCAACUCAAAAACAUUGCUAGUAAAGGAAUUUAUAGUUUGUGUUAAUUUAAGUCGUUACGAUUUUACUUCCUCAUACAAUUUUUGGAAAACACUUCAUUGUGUUUUCAAACAAAUAUACAUGUUUAAAUAUAUGUAUGUUGAAUAUUUCUUAUUUAUGGGGGGGAGGAUGAAAAUAUACUUAAUAUCUAGAUUAGAAAAGGGGGUAAAGUAUAAAGUCUUUAAGAUAUUUUCACAUCACUAGAGAUUCUGAAGCUGUUUGUCACUGCUUGUUCUAUGAAACCUUGUUUGUUGCCUAUGUUCAAAAUAUGUUUCCAUGUUUUAGUUAAGAAAAGUGCAAAGUGGUCAGCAGAAGGCCAUAUUAUAUUAAUAGAUUGUCAGUGAUCCUGCUAAAAACAAAGAUAUGAAUAAAAUAAUCAAAUGUAGGUGAUUCCCAAAGUUGACUAUGUAAUAUGUGUUGGCAAAUAUUUGAGUGACAUUGGAGACAAGUGGCAGAUUUGGGAUAGGAUUUUCCUGUAGGUGCAAGGCCCUGAAUGUGUGCUGCUCACAGGUAUUGAAAGUUACUCCAUGAAGUUAAUGGAAAGCAUUUAUUUAACAAAGAUCUGAGGUUUUGCUGUACUGACUACUGGUUUUGCUGUACUGCUGUACUGAUAAGAGCAGUACAGCUUGAUGAUAGAAUGAGCUUAGCGUACAAAACAUGACAGGGAUUUUAAUGCUGGAUCUAUAGACUAUAAAUCAUUGACCACCAAUAGACUCCUAGGAAUUAAGAGAAGUAGAAUAAGCCACGAGUUUAAUGCUGCGAGAGCAACUUUAUGUUAAAAGAGUUUACAACUGAGGAAAAAGUUGAUUUUAAAUAAUGUGUCAGUAUCUUAAAUUUUUUUGACUUGGUAAAUGUUUAUUGAGCACUUACUCUAUGAACCAGGAAUUUUAGUACAUAAAGUAAUUUUUCUAUUUUUUAUGCUUUUCUCACUUUAACUUGUAUAA